AUGAACUCCGUUAUUUCAAUUCCGUGCCCCGAUAAUCUUCAAAUACCACAUGCCAAUGUUGCACCAUCAAGAGAAUUCGCAGAGGCCUAUUUACUGGAAGUUGCAAAUAACUCAACAUUGGAAAAUAUAGACUAUGACUAUGAAAUGUUAUCGUCUAUAGAUGCUGCAUUAUCGGAACACCAACUACCAUAUAGACAGCAGGACAAUAUCCAGAACACAACAGCGCAAGAAUCAGAAAUCGAACUAGUCGAAGAAUGGCUGAAUGAAAAGAUGCAAAGGGAUAAACAGCAUGAUCCAGAAUACCAAACACCACAGACAAUGCAUUGCAGCAUGCAAAAUAGCGCAGUGCAUUAUUCAAAUUAUCAACCACCAAAAACAGUGCAUUACAUCAUCCUAAAUAAUCCAGAAUACUCUGUAGAAUACCAUUCAACGCAAGCAUUUCAAUACAGAAUUCAAAAUAAUGCAGUGCAAUAUCCAGAAUGCCAAAGAGCAUCUACUGAAAUGAAAUCGAUUUUAAAGUCUGUUGAUGAGCAGGACACUAAAAAGCCCAAGAGAACUCGGACAACCUUUAGCACAGAUCAACUCCUUGAGCUUUGUAGAGAAUUCGAAAAAAAUAAUUAUUUAAAGAGAUCGGUUCGAAUUGAACUUAGCGAAAAGCUUGGAUUAUCAGAGCGCACAAUCAAGAUAUGGUUUCAGAACAAAAGAAUGAAAAAUAAAAAAGAAAAAGACUCAAAUAUUGUAACAUCUACGAAUAUAGAACAAUAA
This is a messenger RNA of Trichogramma pretiosum, 765 nucleotides long. RefSeq names its product homeobox protein Hox-D3-like. Gene Ontology annotation, molecular function: DNA-binding transcription factor activity, RNA polymerase II-specific; RNA polymerase II cis-regulatory region sequence-specific DNA binding. The record is from RefSeq and is a predicted model, not a curated record. The transcript has a single exon. Gene Ontology annotation, cellular component: nucleus. Lineage: Eukaryota; Metazoa; Arthropoda; Insecta; Hymenoptera; Trichogrammatidae. Gene Ontology annotation, biological process: regulation of transcription by RNA polymerase II. Bases 1 to 765 code for a protein of 254 amino acids.